Molecule: messenger RNA, 4697 nt
Organism: Otolemur garnettii (small-eared galago)
Lineage: Eukaryota; Metazoa; Chordata; Mammalia; Primates; Galagidae
Gene: GOPC
Product: golgi associated PDZ and coiled-coil motif containing
Exons: 10
Coding region: 222-1670 (482 amino acids)
Biological process (GO): negative regulation of protein localization to cell surface
Cellular component (GO): Golgi apparatus; trans-Golgi network transport vesicle; membrane
Molecular function (GO): transmembrane transporter binding
Source: RefSeq, a predicted model, not a curated record
GUGGGACGGCCCGAGCCUUCCGUGUACCGCCGCAUCUGCCGCCUGUACCUCGCUACUGCUGCACUCUGGAGCCGUACUGCCGGCGUUAGCUGCGCGAGGGGAAAGGAGGGACAGACUAAGCGUGCGUGCGCGCGGUGGGGUCCCCGCAAUUCCAGCAGUUCCCCUCGCGCCAGGUGGGCGGCGAGGGUCAGCUGCAGUCGGGGGAGGCCCUAGACGGCGCCAUGUCGGCAGGCGGCCCAUGCCCGGCAGGAGCCGGAGGGGGCCCAGGGGGCGCCUCCUGUGCCGUGGGGGUCUCCCCCGGCGGGGUGUCCAUGUUCCGGUGGCUGGAGGUGCUGGAGAAGGAGUUCGACAAGGCCUUCGUGGAUGUAGAUCUGCUCCUAGGCGAGAUCGAUCCGGACCAGGCGGACAUCACUUAUGAGGGACGACAGAAGAUGACCAGUCUGAGCUCCUGCUUUGCACAGCUUUGCCAUAAAGCCCAGACUGUGUCCCAGAUCAACCAUAAGCUAGAGGCACAGUUGGUGGAUCUGAAAUCUGAACUGACAGAGACCCAAGCGGAGAAAGUUGUAUUGGAGAAAGAAGUGCAUGAUCAGCUUUUACAGUUGCACUCUAUUCAGCUCCAGCUUCAUGCCAAAACUGGCCAAAGUGUUGACUCUGGUACCAUUAAGGCAAAAUUGUCUGUCCCUUCUGUGGAGGAGCUGGAAAGAGAGCUGGAAGCAAACAAAAAAGAAAAACUGAAAGAAGCUCAACUUGAAGCCGAAGUGAAAUUGUUAAGAAAAGAGAAUGAGGCCCUUCGCAGACAUAUAGCUGUUCUCCAGGCUGAAGUUUAUGGGGCAAGGCUGGCUGCCAAGUACCUGGAUAAGGAACUGGCAGGAAGGGUCCAGCAAAUACAAUUACUAGGACGCGAUAUGAAGGGACCUGCUCAUGAUAAGCUUUGGAACCAGUUAGAAGCUGAAAUACACUUGCACCGUCACAAGACUGUGAUCAGAGCCUGCAGAGGACGCAAUGACUUGAAGCGACCAAUGCAAGCCCCACCAGGCCACUUACUUUGGCAUAGUGAAGAGGAUAUAUUGGAAGAGGGCCAGAUUGGAGUCGAGGAGGAUCAAGAUUCCUUAAAGAAAAGCCAAGGGGUUGGUCCAAUUAGGAAAGUUCUCCUCCUUAAGGAAGAUCACGAAGGCCUUGGCAUUUCAAUUACAGGUGGGAAAGAACAUGGUGUUCCGAUCCUCAUCUCUGAGAUUCAUCCCGGGCAACCUGCUGAUCGAUGCGGAGGGCUGCAUGUUGGGGAUGCUAUUUUGGCAGUCAAUGGAGUUAACCUAAGGGACACAAAACACAAAGAAGCUGUAACCAUUCUUUCCCAGCAGAGAGGAGAGAUUGAAUUUGAAGUAGUUUAUGUGGCUCCUGAAGUGGAUUCUGAUGAUGAAAACGUGGAGUAUGAAGAUGAGAGUGGACAUCGUUACCGUCUGUACCUUGAUGAGUUAGAAGGGGGCAGUAAUCCUGGUGCUAGUUGCAAAGAUACAAGUGGGGAAAUCAAAGUGUUACAAGGAUUUAAUAAGAAGGCAGUAACUGAUGCACAUGAAAAUGGAGACCUGGGAACUUCGAGUGAAAAUCCUCUAGAUGAUAGUGCUUCGAAAUUAGAUGAUCUGCACAGUCUGUAUCAUAAAAAAUCCUAUUAAAUUGACUGUAUCUCCAGACGAGAUUGGUAAUCAGACUAUUCUGAAUUUGGGGCACUAAGGCAGAUGGUGACAAAGAUGAUACAAGAUCAAGGGAGGCUGGUUUUUGCCUAAAUGAAAGGAGGGUACCUCAGGGCUUCAUGUGAACAAUUCUAAAUGCGAACCCCUCCCCCCUGUUUUCUGUGAUAUACCAUAAUUAGCUAUUGCAUGUAAAGCAAUUUUGAUUUUCUUAAAAUUGUAAGCACCAAAGCAUGUGUUUCCCAAAGGGGUAUGACUAGGCUAUUAAGCACCAAAUGGAACACUACUGUUUUAUUUGGCACGUUUUCCAUUGUAGGACAGUGCUAACUGGAAUUUUAUAAGAAAUAACCUUUAAAUACAGAGAGUAAGUGAAUUCCUGUUAUAUAUUUCUGAAUGUUAACUGUGGUGUUUCAGAGGACAGAACUUUACUCAGUGAAUUGCAGAAAUGUAGGCAUAUUUUUUUCCCCCCACUGGAAGAACAGUUGUAGGCUUGUUUAAAAAAACUUCAUUGUGCAUCCUGAUACCUAAAUUAAUUCUUAAUGAUCAUUUGUUGAAAUGAGUUUGCCUUUCCACUUUAUUCAAUGCAAUCCAAAAUAGUUUUCUUUAAGCAAUCUUUUAUCAAUCAGUGCUGCACUAGAAAUAGUUUCUGAAAAGUUACUGUACAUUUAACUUUUUGGUUUUUGAAAGAAAUAGAGAAGGGGUAAAAAUAUCUGUUCUCAAUUAUGUUGAUCCGUGCAUGGUGUGGGAGCUUUUACCCAUUAAUGUUUAGUCUCAAGUGCUUAUUUUCUGGGAUCCAUGAAGGUCUUACACAUUGUGAGUUGUAAAGUUUGUCUUGUGAUAGUACUGGCACUUAAAGAUAAAUUUUGCUGAAAGUAAAAGCUCAAAUUUAUUACUAUGUCAUAAAAUACAUUGCAUUCAAACAGUGGUUUUCUCUCUUAGUAGCUAAUUCACCCAUCUAAAAAGCUGGGGGCAAAGGUGGGCAACAUGAGGUGAAGGCGUUUUGAUGUGGUACUUGUUUGGUUGGGUUUUCAUGUCAGUGUAUGUUUGACUAAAGUACUUUUCAUAUGCAAACUAUGAAUUUGCUAAUUCUCUUACCCCAGGAGUAAGCAUAGAGUGCCUCCUCUCUUUUUCACUGUUCUGCAGGCCCUUAUCCCCUGCUGGGCAAAGUCAAAACCUUGCAUUUCAAGAGGUGAUAGUUUUGCUAAUAUCACUGUCUUAAAGGAUAUAUAUGGAAGGGACUAGUAAGUGGGAGAAAGCCUACUAGGCUUUUAGAAUAUUACCAGUAUCUUCAUUUGUAGCGUACAGAUGUUCUAUGAUAAAACACGUUUUCUUGUCUUUCCCAGAUGCACUAUAUAUUUGUUGAAAGGUAAAAUCUAUAAUAUGUAUAUACUUUAUUUUGUGAUUUGCUAUUUAUAAAUGUAAUGUCUUAACUGUUGCUCAUUUAUGGUUUGUUUUGGGUGGGUUUGUUCAUCUGUAUAUCACCUUGUUAAUUUGUGAUAGAAGCACACUUCUUAGUGUAUAUUGGUACUGAUAUUAAAAUACAUUGUAACAUAACGUUGCCUCUAAGCAAAAGCUAGUAUUUAAUUGUACAAAUGAUAAGCAAGGUACAUGUGAUUGUUUGCUCUUGACAGGGUGGGCCUCUUAAAAGAAAAAAUUGUUCCGUAUGCAUUCGCCCAUGCCAAGCACAUACGAGGGCUGUCCAGAAUGUAUCCAGCCACACGUGUCUCUGUUUUUCUUCCUACAUGUCUGGGUACUUUCCGGACAGCCCUUCAAUACCCCAUGCAUGACACGAGAUUUGCAAACUGGAUUUUAGCCACUGGAUUUGUUUAGUCAAAAAAAUUUCCAUAGUAGCAGGUCUGAAAAUUUCUUUGCUUUGACAUAAAACUAUAUUCUUCUUCUUAAAACACAGCCUGGCAUGGAAUGACCAUGACAUUUUUUUUCAGAGAUUAUCCUUUAUCUACUAUGAUUGAAUCCUUAGAAAAUGUAAGCUACUGCUAUAACAUUUUGAUUUUUAAGAACUACCUAAUAAAUGUAUAAAAAAGGGUUUUUUAGAACCUUGAAUUGAAAUUUUGUGAGGUUGCUAUGUUAUUUGAGGGGUUGUAUGAGAUGGUUACUCUCAAGGGCUGAUAAAUAGAAUGAAAAGUGUUCCGAGUAGUUUAAAAUUCUGCAGGUCACCUUCCUUUUCAGUCUUGCAUCACCUGCAAGCCUACAGGAGACACUGUUGCUCAGAGGCUACUGUGAGUUUCCCGUUAGGUGUUGUAAAAGGAACUUUUAAACUAGGUACUUUCUAACGCCUAACUAAGGCGUUAGAGGAUGAACUAAAAAUUACAGACUUUGGGGAUGAACUAAGAAUUAUGACUUUUUCCAAAGGACUAAGAACAAACCAGUUUUAAUAUUUUCACAUUUACAGGAAAGAAACUAACACUAAAGCUUCUAGAAUAAAGCCAAACAGAUAAGGAGAAAACUGUUGUAAAACCAUUCCAAUGAAAAAAGGAAAGACAAAUACACCCAUGCAUACAGAAACACAACAGUUGAGAAAAUAUUUUAAUGGGACAUGAGGGGGGUGUGUGUAUGUGUGUGUGUGUAUUUACACUUAACUUCUAACAUUCUCUUCUGAGGUGUCUGUUAUCAAUGUGAUAGAAAAGAAACAUUGGGGUUGAGGGACUGUUGUUAAAAGAGGUGUAAGAAAGAUGAAACUUCUGUGAGUCUUGGAAAUCAUAAUGGAACAGUCAUCAGAAAUUAGCACAUUUUGUCUAUGGUGCUGGUUUUUCCUCACCACAGUGAAUUUAUUUUGUUUUUGUGUUUAGAAAAAGAUAUACUGGUUCAUGUGUGAAUUGUACAUUAUUGGACAUCCUUUUUAUGUAGUAUGUUAUUCCCACCUAUUCAGUCUUCCUGUUAUGGUCAGCUUCAAAUCUACAGCAUUUAUGACAAAUGUAUUAUAUCUAGUUACGUUGAGUUUAAUAUUUUUUAUUAGCCUGUAAAUAAAUAAAGAUGGCAUCGUCCACGUUAAAA